AUGGAUCUAAAUCUUACUGCUGACACACCAAGGCUCUAUUGUUUCACACUUGAGGUGAAGGAUGUUGCAGACAAUGUUCGUCAAUGUCGGCGUUUUGUUCUCUACGAUAACACUUCGUCCAUCAAAAUUUGGAAAAGAAAGCCAUUUAGAUUUACAUCUGCCUCACCUGACACAGACUACAUAUGGCAAACCCAUCACAACGAUGUAUGCAUAAGCUGGAAAGAUUACUUUUACAACGAUUUCUACAUAGAUAAUGAACUACUGAAUCCUAUUGAGCCAGACCUGCACGGUCUUAUUUCCGGUUCAUAUGAGCAAAGAACUGGAGAAAUACCAGUCUCAGGGACAUCAAACGUAUAUGGUAUUAUUGCAUACGACGUUUCGUGGAGUCUUAAUCAUGGUUCAUUCUCAGAAGAAAAACCGGUUCCCUCCUUCACGAAUCAAUCAUUUUGCAAACAUCUGUCUGUUGAAGACGGCGAUACAUACACACUGAACGUGAGGGCUGUCGAUAUAGCUGGAAAUACCCUUAGCGAUAACCGAACUGUAUUUAUUGAUCGCUCAGCGCCACUUGUCACCGACAUUUGGCUUGAGAAAGAUGGGUACGAAAUGUUGUUUGUCCACAAUAGCACUGACCUGUCUAAAAUGAAGAUGACGUUUAAUGCACUUGAUCCACAUAGUGGCUUAUCUAAAAUACAGUGGACUUUUGGAAUAGUCGACACAACGACCGAACUACUUAGUGAGCACCUUGCUAUUAGGACCAUAAAUGAUUCAUGUUCAAUCGCACAAUGCUACUGCCCGGCUAUUGGUGACUGUGCAUUCUUCAACUACACAAUACCACUCAACAAACUAAACGUUAAGGAUAUGCAUAUUGGCAACCACAACAGGAACUAUUAUUUCACCAUAAAAGUUACAAACAUGGCUGGGCUUUCAACAACGGAACACAUUGACGUGCUUGUUGAUGAUUCGCCUCCUUCAGAAGGUGUUGUUUACGAAGGUCCAGAAGAUUCCCCUGACAUUGACUACACAAGUGAUGUUUCCAUUCUCGUGCACUGGCAUGGUUUUAUAGACCACGAAAGCGGCAUCAAGCUGUACAGGGUCGGUUUGUCCGACCGAUGUCUAAGUUCAAAAGAUCUAAACAACUUUACAGAAGUACCAAGUAUAUCAAUUCUUAUGGAGCUUCCUUUCUCCGAAGAAUUGGUCCGAAUCCCAACGACCUUUACCGGAAAGCGAUUUCUGACCGUUAUUGCACUAAAUAAUGCCAUGGAACCUUCGAAGCCUGUGUGUUCAGAUGGCAUUACGCGUGAUCUUUCACCGCCUGAAUUUAGAAAUAUGACUUUACAGCAUGGACAAUCGUCAGCAAGCUUACUUUGUUUGCAUGACGAAGUAUAUUUAAUGCAGACAAACAUGCAAAGAGCAAAGCUUCAUAAUACGUCCGUUUGCCAGAGUGUUUGUGAAGCUGAUGUUGAGUCACACAAGAUUACCAGAUGCAUAACAUAG
Molecule: messenger RNA, 1494 nt
Organism: Mya arenaria
Lineage: Eukaryota; Metazoa; Mollusca; Bivalvia; Myida; Myidae
Exons: 3
Coding region: 1-1494 (497 amino acids)
Source: RefSeq, a predicted model, not a curated record